CGGACUAUGAAUGGCAAUGUAUGAAUGGAGAAGGCGUGUUAAUUUUGUAGUAAUUUUGUAGUGUUGUGACUAUUCGUUUGUAUUGAUGUCUGGAAAGUCUGUCAGGAAAUGGUGGCAUGGGUUGUUCUUCUUAAUCUUGCUUACCACUACUAGUACAUUCUCUGAUGUUGGACUUCGAUGUUAUAAAAAAGAUUCUGACAAACGAACUUUCAAACUUGAUAAUGGCUUGACAUGUGACCUUUGUGAGCCGGGUAACUAUAUGACACAGUCAUGCACUGUUGCUACGGUAACAAGUUGUUCACGAUGCGAUGAAGGGUUGUAUAUGCCGUACUAUAAUUCAUGUCCAUCGUGUUGGGUGUGUUCAGAAAACUGCAGUGGACGAAAUCAAGUGGUUGUCCAGAACUGUGAUGGUGUUCAUGAACAAAAAUGUGGUUGCUUGCCGGGUACUUAUCCGAUUUAUGAUAGCAGGUGUACAAGACAAUCCUGUCCGCCUGGGGAGAGGGUGUCACUGAGAGCUCAGUAUGGUUUCGAUGUUCGGUGUCGACGUUGUCCGAAGAAAACGUACUCCAGUACGAUUAACAGUCGGACAUCUUGUACCCCUCGCACUGACUGUUCUGCUCUUGGUCAGAUCUUUGAGUUUACUGGCAACAGUACCCAUGAUGCAGUGUGUGCCGAGAUCCCAGCACUUGCACCUCUACCACCAGAGAUGACUGCAACAGUUGCUGCAUCUGUGAAAGAGAAUGAAUCAACUGCAACUGCAUCUGACGAUAAUGAUUUAAUGGAUGAUUCGCAGACACAGCCGAACACUGCCAGUUUGAAUCUACCAAGGUCGCCAAACAGUAUAGAUGCACUGACACCACCCUAUGCUGCUUCUGACGGCACUGCUUUGGUAACAUUAAGAGAUGGUUAUGGUUUAACUGAAUCACAAACAAAACAGCCUGUGACAUUGGCUCCUGUAGUCACUACAAAUGCAAAUUAUUUUCCCAACGUUGAAAAUGGUAGUCUUCAAAUCAUUGUCACCAAUGCUAAUGGGACUGGUCCUUCAGAUGAGGAGAACAAAGAUUCUAGUUAUUCGACAAUCAACCCACCAAAUAUCAACAGAAUCACUAAGAGGGAUGAUGGUUUUGAUUUUGGUAUCUCCUAUAUUUCUUUGAUCGGCUUUCUUGCUUUUGUGGUAGUCAUACUAGUAGUAGCACUGUGGUGGAGGUUUUGUCAAUGUUCAACUAACAAGACUGCUUCAACAAAGAAGUAUGGGUUAUCAUCAAAACAAAAGAAGAAACUGCAAAGAUUGUCUGGAUGUUGUGCAGUCAAUAUAGUGAAUAGCGAUUCAGAAUUAGAAGAACGGCAUUCACGAAGACGUAGUGUUGGACAGACAUCGUCAUGUAGGACACUUCUUCAAAAGAACAUCACCCUGAAAGAUGGCAUAUCCAUUGCCGUGAUGUUACAAGAGACUGCUCCGAGAAUUCGAAGACGAUAUUGGAAACGGUUCAUGCGCAAGCGACCAUGUCCUGGUCUUUCUGAUGCUGAUAUUGAUGGGGUUGAAUAUAAAUGUAGAGGAGAGGACCUUGGCGAGGUGGUAUAUGAGUGUCUUAAAAUUUGGAAGAACAGAGCUGGUACAAACCUGUCAGUUCGGAAUCUCCUGUGGUCGUUAGCAGAUUUUGAUAAUGAUCUUGCCAAGGAUUUAUUAGAAAUGUACUGUCAAGUAGAACAAGUUGCAAACUCAAGCCUAUGA
Messenger RNA from Saccoglossus kowalevskii, 1732 nucleotides. RefSeq lists its product as uncharacterized. NCBI's taxonomy places the organism in Eukaryota, Metazoa, Hemichordata, Enteropneusta, Harrimaniidae. Gene Ontology annotation, molecular function: protein binding. Gene Ontology annotation, biological process: signal transduction. The record is from RefSeq and is a predicted model, not a curated record.